UCUCUGCUGGUCAACUUCCUACUAUUUUCUAAUCGAAGGUUCAGUGUUUGCCUAGGCUAACAGAUCCGACGUUCGAGGUCAGAAUUUGCCUAUAAGCAGAGCAGCAGUCCAACACAUUGCAUCACGCCAUCACCCGGCCCUUACGAUACGGUCUCAUCAACAAACAAUGGCAGCACCACAAGAAGUCGCAAAUCACGGCCAUUGCAAGAAGCUCCUCGCUUGCGCUGCUCCAUGCGCUCUGCUCGCCUUGCCUCUCGUCUACAUCCUCCUCUGCUCUCCACCAUCUUUCAUCCCAUCCACCGAUCUCUUCGAUGCAUUUGAAGCUCGUCGCACUGGCACAAGCACACCCCGUCCUCAAGUUUCACCCCGGCCGCCGGCCCAGCAAAAUGUGCCGAAAUGCGACUACGGCGAGGGGAAGUGGGUGUGGGACGACGGCGUCGCCGGCCCGCGGUACGACAGCGCGAAGUGCGACUUGAAGGGCACGCAGAAGUGCGCCCUGAACGGAAAGCCGGACAACGGCUACCUCCACUGGCGGUGGCAGCCGGCUGCGGCUGGUUGCAACCUCUCGGCGCUCGACCCGGCGGAGUUCCUCGGCAUGGUCCGGGGCAAGCGCCUGGCUUUCGUCGGCGACUCGACGGCCCGCAACCAGGCGGAAGCCCUCGUCUGCUUCCUCUCCACGUUCUCGCGGCCGGAGACCACGCACCGGUACGAGGAGCGGCCCGGCGCCAAGUUCUGGCGCUGGGUCUUCCCUGCGCCGCACGACGUCAUCAUCUCGACUUACUGGUCCCCGUUCCUCGUGCGCGCCGACACGAACGGCACGCAGACGCAGGGCACGGCGGUGUUCCUGGACGCGCUCACGGACGAGCCGUGGGCGGCGGACGUGGACGCCAUGGACGUCGUGGUGAUCUCCGCGGGCCACUGGUUCCCGCGCCCGGCCGUCUACUACGAGGCCGGCCGGAUCAUCGGCGCCUUCUCCCGUCCAGACGUGGUUCUCAACGGGACCGACAUCAGCGGCGGCUACCUCGGCGUGUACCGCAGGGCGACCCGUGCGGCGCUGGAGCACGUGGACGCGGAGUCGGGCAGGGACAAGCUCGUGGUUGUGGCGACCAUCGCGCCGGCGCACUUCGAGCUCAGCUGGGAUCACCGCGACGCGUGCUCCCGGACGAAGCCGUACGACGAUGACGGGUGGAAAGUGGUGGGGGAAACGGAGGCGGAGAUGAGGAAGGCUGUGGUGGAGGAGACGGCCAUGGCGUCGGCGCGGAGGCGGCGGUGGGGGAUGCGGUACGAGGUGCUGGACGUGACGCGGAUGGCGGCGCUGCGGCCCGACUCGCACCCGGGCGUGUACAUCUACGAGGGAGCCUACGCGGGGGCGCCCGUGCCGGAGAAGGCGCCCAACGACUGCCUCCACUACUGCGCGCCCGGGCCCGUCGACACGUUCAACGACGUGCUGGCGCGGAUGAUCGCUGCUGCGCGCGGCUGAUCGAACGAGCUUGUUUUGUUUGACUGGGUUUUGCUUGCCGACGUGUCGUGAUUCGGUGAAAGGCCGGCCGGCGCGUGAUGCCAGGCGGCCACAUGCUUUGCGCGCGUGAUCGAGGCGGACGGCCCUGAAGCAUUGAAGCGAGGAUACAAGUAUAGCACGGAGCAGUGUGCAUGGCCGGCGCGUUUGGUGGAUCUAUCGAACCGAACGAUCGGUCAACCGCGAGAACUUGCUAGAUACGGAGUACUUUUUUAUAGAACGUUGAACAAACUGAUGCUGCGGAUCUAGCUAGCGGAGGAGUGCUACUAACUUACCUCCCUUCAACAAUAGGUGCGUAUUAGUUUUACUCAUGACCAAUGUUUUGAUCAUAAAAUACUUUUUUAUAUAUUAUUAUGACAGAUUUAUAUCCAUCUAUAUAAUAUCUAAUUAAAGUAGCAGA
Brachypodium distachyon (stiff brome) is the source of this 1916-nucleotide messenger RNA. Its product is annotated as protein ALTERED XYLOGLUCAN 4. Bases 167 to 1480 code for a protein of 437 amino acids. The transcript has 2 exons. Gene Ontology annotation, cellular component: Golgi apparatus. The record is from RefSeq and is a predicted model, not a curated record. Lineage: Eukaryota; Viridiplantae; Streptophyta; Magnoliopsida; Poales; Poaceae. Gene Ontology annotation, molecular function: O-acetyltransferase activity.